Molecule: messenger RNA, 1596 nt
Organism: Salvia splendens (bonfire salvia)
Lineage: Eukaryota; Viridiplantae; Streptophyta; Magnoliopsida; Lamiales; Lamiaceae
Product: D-glycerate 3-kinase, chloroplastic
Exons: 12
Coding region: 96-1436 (446 amino acids)
Source: RefSeq, a predicted model, not a curated record
AUCUUUCUGAACCAUGCAACACUGAUCAUCUUUACGAAUAUUUUACCACAAAAAUACCAUUUUUGUAUUCCUUCCCCAUUUGCAGAGUGCUAACAAUGGCGGUGCUGACUGUACUAUCCCCGCCGACGUCAUCGUCAUCCCCACGCUGCAUUUUAUAUAAUUUUAAUAAAAAUGACUCUACCAAUUGCUAUUUUUGGAGGAAGAAUAUUUCCAAAUGGACUCCACUUCCCACAAUUUCCGCAGUUUCUACACGCAAAACCGGAGCACCUUACUCACAGCUACACUCGAUGCAGUCAUCGAAUUCAUCAGGGAGUCAAUGUUCAUGGAUAAAAGACACAUCUUCUUUUCAUGAUAAAACUGCUGGUCAGGAAAGGAGGGAAGCUUUGUCAGUUUCCGCGCUUCCUACAAAACCAGCUCAAGUUUCUGCAGUGGAGGAUCUCUAUGAUUUUAUAUGCUCGGGUCCUCUCCUGGACAAAGUCAGUCUGACCCCGGAUAAGGUGGCUGAAUCCAUCGACAAGUGGAUCUUAUGUGGAUCACAGCUCUGCAGAUUGUUUCGGCUUAAUGAACUCUUUCUGACAGAGCCUCAAAAAGUCCGGAUAUACCAUUACUAUAUACCAGUUUUCUUGUGGUGUGAAGAGGAAAUCAGUCUUCACAGUUCUAAGUUCAAAGAUGAAGAUGAUAUCCCCCCAUUAAUGAUUGGUUUCAGUGCACCACAAGGCUGUGGCAAGACCACACUCGUAUUCGCCCUGAGUUUCCUUUUCGAAAUCACUGGGAGAAAGACUGCAACUAUAUCUAUAGAUGAUUUUUAUCUGACCGCGGAGGGCCAGGGCAAACUGCGGGAGAGCAAUCCUGACAAUGCACUUCUAGAGUUCCGUGGAAAUGCUGGAAGCCACGAUCUUCCUUUUUCAGUUGAGACACUGACAUCCCUGCAAAAAUUGACAAGAGAAGGCACAAAAAUGAAGCUUCCUCGUUAUGACAAGUCUGCAUAUAAAGGUCGAGGUGACAGAGCUGACCCUUCAACGUGGCCAGAAGUGGAGGGCCCUCUAUCGGCUAUCCUGUUUGAGGGUUGGAUGCUUGGUUUUAAGCCUGUACCUGCUGAAGUUGUGAAAGCUGUCGACCCACAGCUUGAAGUAGUUAAUAAAAACUUAGAAGCCUACUAUGAUGCAUGGGACAAGUUCAUCAAAUCAUGGAUAGUUAUCAAGAUUAAGGACCCUAGUUACGUUUAUCAGUGGCGAUUGCAGGCAGAGAUUGCCAUGAGAGACGAUGGAAAACCUGGAAUGUCCGAUGAGGAGGUUUUCGACUUCGUUUCAAGAUAUCUGCCAGCAUACAAAGCAUAUCUCCCUACCCUCUAUGCUGAAGGGCCAAGUGGGUCGGACCCGGACCAUCUACUUGUGGUCGAAAUCGACGAGGGCCGGAACCCCAUCCUUGCUGAUUAAGCCAACUCCUUGCAGGUUGUGCUUCAAAUCUGGUUUAACUUUUCAAUGUGAAUUAAUUUUCUGAUUUACCAAUUGUAACAGUUCCAGUUUUGAUGAUUCAACCUAUUGUAACAUUCUGUUUUCUUUUACCGCAAUAUAAGUAUCACUCCUCUUUACUUUU